Molecule: messenger RNA, 2611 nt
Organism: Synchiropus splendidus (mandarinfish)
Lineage: Eukaryota; Metazoa; Chordata; Actinopteri; Syngnathiformes; Callionymidae
Gene: tox4a
Product: TOX high mobility group box family member 4 a
Exons: 9
Coding region: 324-2252 (642 amino acids)
Biological process (GO): regulation of transcription by RNA polymerase II
Cellular component (GO): nucleus
Molecular function (GO): chromatin DNA binding
Source: RefSeq, a predicted model, not a curated record
AUCAGCAGAGUGUGCUCGAGGGGCGACAGUUAGCAGCGACUGGCUUUUUGUUUCGCCCUCGAUUUGAAACCCUGAACUUAUAUGUGCCUGUUUAUGGCUUCUGGCGUCCUAGGUCUUUAUUAAUGGGACUCAUUUGAAGUUCCAACCCACGUAUCUCAGUGAGCCUGAGGUCCCCACAGCAAUGGUGAUUUAGCAUCCUGGAGUGGGAAACCGGCAGCUAACGCUAGCUGGUAGCAUGGUUUGUUGAUGUUGUGAUGGGCAUUUGAAGACUCAGUCGAAACAGUUGUGAUACGUUGCUCACUACGUAAUGUACGUUUGUUGAAAUGGAUCUUAAUUUUUACUCUGGCUUGGCGGAGGGUUGCCCGCAAAAUGUUGAACCGGAGUACAUGGACACGCAGUCGUUCAACAGCUACUCCGAGGAGAACAAGUUUGCAGAAAGCAGCGGAGGCUUUAUGACCAUAAGCAGCGCGGCCCAUCCUUUCUUAUCCGCUGAGCAGACCUUCCAUACUCCAAGUCUUGGCGAUGAGGUGUUUGAGAUUCCCCCCAUCUCGCUGGACCCCGACUCAUCCCUCGCCAUGGGAGAUGCUGUGCCACACUUCGAACUGUCAGACGGAGCUUUGGGCCCUGCUGUCUCCCGCAGUCUGGUCAGCAACCUUGUUGUGGAGGCUAAUGACCCCUCUUUCGCCUCCACCUUUGUCAACACUGGGUCCCAAGGCCUGGAGCAGCUGGACAUGGGAGCCAUGGUCCAGGCUGGAGGCGGAGGCCUCCUUAGCUCUUCAUCGCUGGAGCUGGGGAAUGGCAUGGGGUCACAUUUUGGCAAUUCAUCUCCCAUGACUAUUGACGUCCAACUGGCUGACAUGGGACACGGUCUUCUGGAAAGUGGCCAGCUCAGUACCAUCAACCAAACGGAGCUGUCACUGGGUCUUAGUCAUCAUGGGGAAACUUUGGAGCAGCCCCUGUCGGCAACACCGUCUCCGGCUGACUCCCUCCAGGAUGAGGACAUGGAUGACUUCAAGAGGAGCGUUCUGGUGGACUCUCCCAUGUUGUCUUCAGUCUCGUCCAGCAUCACCUCCCACCCUGCCCACAUAACGUCUGUCCCCAAGAGGAGCGGGGGGAAGCCAGCCUCUCUGUCGCCAGCCACCUCGACUGCUGGUGCGAAGAAGGGAAAGAAGAAGAAAGAUCCCAAUGAACCUCAGAAGCCUGUGUCGGCAUACGCUCUGUUCUUCAGAGACACUCAGGCGGCCAUCAAGGGCCAGAACCCCAACGCUUCUUUCGGUGAGGUGUCCAAGAUCGUGGCCUCCAUGUGGGACAGUUUGGCUGAAGAACAAAAGCAGGUGUAUAAACGAAAGACUGAAAUGGCUAAAAAGGAGUAUUUGAAAGCUCUGGCUGCGUACAGAGCCAGCCAGCUGUCCCAGCCGGCCUCUGAGGAGAUGGAUACCGCCCCCUCUCCCCCUCCGCCCCCUCUGCCAGUGGUGAUGGUGGCCCCAGCCUCCCACCAGCCGACCGACAGCGCCGUGGAGGAGAACACCAUCACCAACAUUUGUGCUUCCAACAUCAUCCUGGACGUCCCAGAGAUGGCCACGCGCUCCCGCACAGGAGCCAAUAAGACAACCCCUCCACCCGCUGCUCUGCCUGCUCAGACUGUCACCAAAAUCAUCAUCCCAAAGCACUUGCUGCGUCCCGGCAGUCAGGUGGUCACCAUGCUGCCUGGCGGGGUCUGCACCGUGGUGCCCGGUGCGCCGCGCCAGCCUCCGCCGCUACAGCAAAUGCAGAAUGCGCCGCCUCCACCGCGGCUCCAGCAGAUGGCACCGGCGCCUCCACCUUUGCAGGCCAAGCCCCGGGAGGGCAGCAGCGCCAGUCUCACUGUGGCCACACCACCACCGCCUCCUCUGCAGAUCAAAAUUGUUCCCACCCCUCUGGAGGCCAAAGACGCCCUGCCCAUUAUCGUGCCCAGCUCUGGGACGUCUGGUGCCACAGUAGAUGUGCCUCCUGCAACCGUACCAGGGGAUCACGAGGAGGAUUUGGUGGCAGACGUUUGCAAUUCAGAUGAGGAUGUGGUGGAGGUGAACGGCUCCAAACAUGGUGGCACUGGUACUGGCGUGUGCGUGAGGGACGGCUGUAACAAACCAGCGGUGGAGAGCAAAGACUGGGACAAAGAGUACUGCAGCAACCAGUGUGUGGCUGACCACUGCAGGGUGAUCUUCCAGACGUGGUGCUCCGUCAGAAAUGAGACAUUGGGGACAGUCAAGUAAAUCAGGGUCCGGUUUCCGGCGCUGUGAAUUUGCCCUGUAGGUUCAGGUUUGGUGCUACUAUCUCUGUCACACAGAUAUUUGUCAGAGUUUACGGAAUCCCAUGGAGCCAUUUCCACAAGUUCAAACGUGACAUGAAGGCAGCCGCAGGUAAAACAGGCCAGGGCGAUGACCGUCAAACUUUAUGUAAAUUAAUUUCAGCACCCUUCGUGUCACUUUUGGCGGUCCCGUCUGCGUAGUUGACUGAAGCUGGUGACUGUGGCCUUCGAGGUUUAUUGCCUUUUAUACUUUUCCAUUCAGAUAUUUGUAGAACUAGUACCUUUUGUUUUCUAAUAAAUGGUUCAAAUGCAGUCAAACAUGUU